Messenger RNA from Nymphaea colorata (pocket water lily), 2193 nucleotides. Its product is annotated as cysteine-rich receptor-like protein kinase 44. Gene Ontology annotation, molecular function: protein kinase activity; ATP binding. The transcript has 7 exons. Gene Ontology annotation, biological process: protein phosphorylation. Bases 39 to 2069 code for a protein of 676 amino acids. Lineage: Eukaryota; Viridiplantae; Streptophyta; Magnoliopsida; Nymphaeales; Nymphaeaceae. The record is from RefSeq and is a predicted model, not a curated record.
CCGGCACGCUCCGUUUCCAUUUUUUUGGCCGGAAAAAGAUGCUAGACAAAGCUGUGAGGCUUAAGCUGCUCAUCAUCGUGGCGGCUCAGCUGCUUCAUGUUUGCGACUCUUAUUUCGAGUUUUCCACAUGCUAUAACUCCACCAACUACACAAUCAACAGCAACUUCGCCAUGAACCUCAACCGUCUCUUUUCCACCCUCACCGCCAACGCACCAGCCACCGGCUUUUACACGGACGCAGUUGGCCAGGGCGUCGACCGCGUCUAUGGCCUCAUCCUUUGCCGCGGUGACCUUUCGGCCGGUGACUGCGGGAACUGUGCAACCACCGCGCCCAUGGAGCUCAUGAAGCUUUGCCCAAGGAGGAGAAGGGGAACCAUCUGGUACGACGAGUGCUUUUUGCGCUACAAGGAUUCGAACUUCAUCGGAAACGUCACAAUGGAUUCCGGGUUCUGCAUGUGGAAGCUCGCCAACAAUUCCGACCCAGUUCUUUUCGAUCACCAGGCGGGGCAGCUCAUGAGAAGCCUCUCUGCCUCCGUCCUGAGCAACCGGACCGGCCUCAUGUUCGCGUCCGGCGAGAUCUCUUUCGGCGAUUACAACACCAUCUACGGCGUGGCCCAGUGCACAAGGGACAUCUCCAGGGACGACUGCAGUCAGUGCUUGGCUGGCAGGAUCUCUCGCAUCCCUGAAAGGUGCGAGGGGAAGGUGGGUUGCAUCGUUUACAAUGGCAACUGCGGCGUGAGGUAUGAGAUCUACCCAUUCGUCUAUAACGCUACAGCGUCUCAACAGCCUUCCUCGCCAUCACCAGCGAUAUCUCCACCAGUGCCCACGAUGGCAACCCAAGAAGCGAAGCCCUCUCCCACCCUUUUCAAUACAACCAGAAGAUCAGCUUCCCAUGGAUUAAGAAAAAAUGCCAUCGUCUUGAUCGCUUUAUUGUGUUCCUCAGUAUUUAUUCUGUGCAUCAUUUCAGUUUUAUCAGUGGCCAGAAGAUCAAAGAGAGGUAAAGCUCCAGAUGAGGAGGAAAUGAAAGGCACGACGCCCUCUGUUUUUCACAUGGAUACUCUAAAAGCUGCAACCAAUAAUUUUUCCGGAGUUAAUAAGCUUGGACAGGGUGGAUUCGGCCCCGUGUAUAAGGGGACACUGGAAGAUGGUACACAGGUAGCCGUGAAGCGGCUAUCAGAAAAAUCAACGCAAGGGCCGGCCCAGUUCAAGAACGAGGUGAACUUGGUUGCCAAGCUUCAUCACAGGAAUUUGGCUCGGCUUCUUGGUUAUUACUUGGAUGAGCAGGAAAGGCUGCUUGUCUAUGAAUUCGUGCCCUCUGGAAGCCUGGAUAAAAUUCUUUUCGAUCCAACCAAACGUCAGCAGCUAGACUGGGGAAAACGACUUCAAAUAAUCAACGGGAUUGGACGGGGGCUUCUUUAUCUUCAUGAAGAUUCUCAGCUCAUGAUCAUUCAUAGAGAUCUUAAAGCGGGAAACGUUUUGUUAGAUGAAGAAAUGAACCCUAAAAUUUCGGACUUUGGAUUGGCCAAGCUCUUUCAAGUGGAGGGAACACAUGCCACCACAGAGAAUGUUGCAGGAACCCGUGGAUACAUGUCACCGGAGUAUGCAAUGAAUGGCAUAUUCUCAGUGAAGUCGGACGUGUUCAGCUUCGGCGUUCUGGUGUUAGAAAUCUUAAGUGGGCAAAGGAACACUUCAUUCUAUCAAUCGGAGUUAGCUCCGGACCUUCUAACAUAUGCUUGGAAGCUUUGGCAAGACGGCAGGGCACUAGAUCUUGUUGAUCAAGCUAUUGAUGAGCCAUGGUGGAAAAAUCAGAUACUGAGGUGCAUCCUCAUCGGCCUGCUAUGUGUACAAGACUCUCCAAAGGACAGACCAACAAUGUCUACGGUUGUUCUUAUGCUUGUAAAUUCAUCCAUGAUUCUCCCAACGCCCUCACCUCCUGCUUACUUCACAAGCAGACCCAUCCCCAAGUCCAGUGAGACAGUCAGGUCUGGCGAACGUCCAAUCCUUUCUUCAAGAGACGAGGAGAACCAGAACUCAGGCGGACUGACCAUUUCUGACCUACACCCAAGAUAAAAGCUGCCUUUUCCUCCAAGUUGUCGAUCCUGGAGGAGUAAAAGUCCUUUUGUGUUUGUUGGGUAAGGAGAAUUGGACUGAUAUUGCACUCAUGAAAUAUGUAGAAUUACUAUUUCCAUUUUGA